AGUUUCCCGUCCUCAGUCCAGGUCUUAAUACUUUGUGUCUGAUCUGUCUUUGCUCGGUCCCUCUGGAAUGACAUGGGUUCAUGAAGAUAUACGGCCCCGUCUCCUCCUUCUCCCAGUCUGUUAUCCCUCAGCUGGGUGGACUAGCGAUAGAACUGACUGUAGAGGAGCUGAGCAGCCUCCGAUUGACUGAGCGGAGGUGCAUCUCGGCUCUGGGUGCUGUCAGUGCCUGGAGCAACAGACAGGUAGCUGCUUUGGCCACAGCACUUAAUCUGGCUGCAGUCUUUACCGCCGUGUUAAACUCCACCAAACAGAGUCCGAGCCAGCUUGACUCCAGCACGCUGGUGGCAAUGGGAUACAUUGUGUGCGGAGCUAAAACCACAGAGAUUAACUCUUUCAAUGCCGUAGAGUUCAGUAAGGCGGUGCGCUGGCUGGGUCAGCUGACACUGUCCUGCUCAGAGGAGCAGCUGGAUGCUCUUGUUGGGCUGCUUACCCACAGCCUUGCUUUUGGACCCAUAAGUUCCUGGGGAACUGAUGUCUUCAUUGAGAUCGGAGUUCUGGCAGCUGGUCUCCCAGACUUCGCCAUGUCUGCUUUGGUGAAAGAGCAAAUUGAAGGAAUCUCGCCUAAGGCUAUCUCAAUGAUACCACCUAAACGGUUUUAUGUGGCAUUAAACCACAGACAGAUCAGCAUGUUCUCCUAUGAGCAGGCCGCUGCAGUAACUACUGAGCAGUUCUCUGCUCUGUCAGAUGUUCAGAGGACGGCGCUGGCUAUGGUGCUGACACCCUGGGAGAACAGACCUGUAGACUUCAGAGGGAAGUCACUGGGCCUGGCGCUGAGCCACAGUCCUCUGUGUCUCGUACUGGGACUGCUGAUGCUGCUGAUCGUCCUGCCCUGCCCUGACCCGAUCUGCCCGGGCACAUGACCCAACUCAGCCCUGCUGGAUCAUGAGACACCUCCUCGCCCACAUAACCACGAUGAUCUCAUUGAUCUGUGGAAUACCAUACCUCUUUGAAAUACGCAGCACUUCAGGAUUUCCACAAAGUGUAUUAAGUGAGACUGUAAUUUAUUUUGUGCAGUUAUCAAUUUGACAUAUCAACAUUAAGCACUAGAUGAACCAAAUGACUAGUUUAAUUCAAAGUAGAGAGAGGAAAAACAAAACAUGUUCAACGUAUAAACAAUAUAUCCACCAAGUCUAACUAAAACCCAUAGAACUAUUUUCAUUACACUUGGCUUAUUUAUUUAUAUUUUGAUAAACCUGUAUGAAUCCCUACUGUCCCAAUGUAUCCUUCUCAGGGAUGUGACGCCAUACCUAGAAAAGCAACCCGGACACUUAAGAGAUUUAAAUAUAGUUAUUAUACAGUUAUUAUGAACAAAUCAAAGUUGUGUUGCAAACCCACAAAGUUAUAUAUUUUUGUGAAAUUAUAUAAUAUUUUUGUCAGAGUAAGCGCUUUAAUCUUUGCUACAUUUAUAUAUCGACUGUGAGUUAUCUUGAUUAGAUAACAGGUUCAUAAUGCUCAAUAAGACCUGAUUGUAUUAGUUUUGGUCAACUUCUGUUUAUUUUGCUGUGAGUUUUCUAUUGUU
This is a messenger RNA of Xiphias gladius (swordfish), 1579 nucleotides long. RefSeq names its product stereocilin 1 (gene strc1). Bases 81 to 920 code for a protein of 279 amino acids. Gene Ontology annotation, biological process: cell-matrix adhesion. The record is from RefSeq and is a predicted model, not a curated record. The transcript is spliced from 6 exons. NCBI's taxonomy places the organism in Eukaryota, Metazoa, Chordata, Actinopteri, Istiophoriformes, Xiphiidae. Gene Ontology annotation, cellular component: kinocilium; cell surface; stereocilium tip.